Molecule: messenger RNA, 483 nt
Organism: Pestalotiopsis fici W106-1
Lineage: Eukaryota; Fungi; Ascomycota; Sordariomycetes; Amphisphaeriales; Sporocadaceae
Exons: 1
Coding region: 1-483 (160 amino acids)
Cellular component (GO): membrane
Source: RefSeq, a predicted model, not a curated record
AUGAUCUUGACUGAUCUCUUUGCCAUGAUCCUCCGCCUCGCGGAGCUGGUCUUUGCCGCUAUUGUUGCCGGUAUCAACGGCGCCUAUCUCCACUCGGUACACAACACCAGCAGCUGGUCCCAGGGACGCUUCAUCUACACUGAAGUAGUGGCCGGCCUCGCCAUCUUCCUCGCGCUGAUCUGGCUCCUGCCCUUCUCGGGCAGCUUUGUCCACUGGCCCGUCGACAUCUUCAUCUCGAUCCUGUGGUUCGUCGCCUUUGGCCUCAUUGUCAACCUCUUGGGCGGCUCCUGCGGAGGCGCCUUCAACUGGGACAACAUUGCCCUCCGCGGCAACGACCAGUGCGGCAAGUGGAAGGCCGUCAUUGCCUUUGCCUUCCUGUCUGCCAUUUGCUGGCUCGUCUCUGCCAUUGUUGGCAUCAUCUGGGUCCGCGACCACGAGCGCCGCGAGUACCGCCGCCGCACCUGGGGUCGCAGCCGCGUCUAA